AUGGGGGGUGUGAGCCGGGAGUGCAGUAUCACAGAGUUGGCAACUCGAGUGGGGAUAUACACAGUAGAUGAGAUGAGGAGUGUCCACUUCCUGGCAUUCCUUGCUGAUUGUCUCACGGACCGGCCAGAUGACUAUAAUGAAAACACUUUCGGGGCCGAGAUUACAGGGGGAGUAUACACGCCAUCUACUGCACGGGGAAGGAUGAUUCGAUCUACUACAUACAGACUGCUGCACCGUUUGAUUUCCAUGUCUCUCACGCACCAUAAGAACAGUGAGAGAGUGCCUUCGACAGACUUGUAUUUCCUAUGGGCACUUGUUACUCCAGGGAGGCACCUGAACCUUCCAGUUGCUUGA
This is a messenger RNA of Lactuca saligna, 354 nucleotides long. NCBI's taxonomy places the organism in Eukaryota, Viridiplantae, Streptophyta, Magnoliopsida, Asterales, Asteraceae. The record is from the annotation of a GenBank genome assembly.